CUUACUGUCUACGUGUUGUUUAGUUCCUAGACGUAAACCCUAAUAUUUGUUUCUUAGUUCUAUGGCCUCUCUUUCAAUAACCAACCAUAGCUACAGCUUCGCUCGUUAAUUUAUUAGGUUUUGUUGAGCGGAGAUUUAGUCUUGUGAGUUAGCUUCCACUUUAUGUCUCUCAUUUUCUCUGCAUUCAAGCAAGUUAUUGUUUGUUUUGCUUUUCUAAGAAGAUGCUUCCUCUUUCUUUGCUAAAGACCGCUCAGGGGCAUCCCAUGUUGGUGGAGCUUAAGAAUGGAGAAACUUAUAAUGGGCAUUUGGUGAAUUGUGAUACUUGGAUGAAUAUUCACCUUCGUGAAGUCAUUUGCACCUCAAAGGAUGGAGAUAGGUUUUGGAGAAUGCCAGAAUGUUACAUCCGUGGAAAUACAAUUAAGUAUCUGCGAGUCCCAGAUGAGGUGAUUGAUAAAGUUCAGGAAGAGACCAAGAGCCGCUAUGAUAGGAAGCCACCUGGGGUGGGCCGUGGAAGGGGAAGAGGUAGGGAGGAAGGCACCGGUGGAAGGCAAGCAAAAGGCAUUGGGCGUGGUAUAGAUGAUGGAGGUGCCAAAGGCUCAGGUGGUGGCCGGGGCAAAGGAGGGCCUGCAGGCAAGACUGGUCCUAAUAAAGGUGGAGGACGCGGUCGUGGUUAAUCCAGAUUAGAGUCUUAGUGAUUGUGGUCCGGGGCCGCGAUGAAGGUAGUUUUGUUGCAAAUUUUGACAAAGUUGAGAUGCAUGUUACAAAGCAGAGCUGGAGGGAACUUGCUGUACCAGUAGCUGAUCAAGAUUGUGAAGUAAAAUAUAGAAGAAACAUUAUUAGAAUAUCUAUGAGCAGUAAAACUCUAAAUUAAAAGGUUUCCUUGUGUAGAAUUUAUAUUUCGAGCUUGCAUUAGGUCUUUAUGACAACAUGGUGUUUUUGAUGAUAUGAAGUAAUACCUCAGUUUCAGAAAAUUGAAAGAAAAGAUCUUUAGAGUUCAUUGAACGCGUUGUUUAACAGAACUGGAUCCAGGAUGGAUGGAUUUUAUUGGUAAAAUAUUAAAUUUAAUUUAAAAUAAUUUUUUAAUGAUGUUUAAUUGUAAUAUAUUUUAAAAAAUAAUUCUCUCAUCAAUAAUUCAAACAGAAAUGACAAGAACAGGUAGAUGGAUAGUUAUAUUUAAAACUCAAAUUAUACAAGACUGGACAAUUGCAUGACUACUUGGAAAUAGUCAUUGAAAUACGAUAGACUAAAGAUGGAAAAAAAUGAUUAUGAAGUAAUUGUUCGUCACUUAUAUUUUAAAAUUUGAUUAAGUUAUUUAAAAAAUAUCUAUUUAAUAAUAAUUAUUGUAUAUUAUAAAAAUUAGUAAAAAAUAAAUUUUAAUAAAAAAAUCAUUAUAUACUGUAAAUUUAACCAUAGGAGGUAAGGGACAACGGAGUGGAAUGGCAACUAACAAAAAAAUCCGAGUAUAAAUGGGAAGCAAGGCGAAGUUUUAAGUGUAAGAGCUUCUUUAUUCAUCUCUAUCUUCUCCUCGUGCUACUAGUCAACUAGUAGCAGUAGUAGCUCGUUCUGAGCUCUCAACAAAUGGCGGAAAUGAAGGGCGAUGCUACCACCACCUUCUUAUAGUAGCCAAAGCCGAUAUUUCCGAGCAAACUCUCCACGAGGCGGGGCAUGUCGUUUUCCUUGACAUCUUUCGAGGCCUCGCCUUUGGGGUUGAUGAUGGUGGAUGAGAAUGGCCAACCAUUGGACAUGCUGCACCGUGGAAUGGUUGCAAUCUGGCUGAUUUUGUUAUGCCCUUCUUUCUGUUAGUACAGGCCAUCCCUCUCUUAAGGUUGAUAUUUGGGGAUUGAGGUGUCUAUUUCUGCCAUUUGAAUGGAUUGGCAUGAAUGCCAUGCUUGUUUAUGUUAUGGCUGCUGGAGGCAUCUUUGCUGGCCUAAUUAAUGGCUGGUACAAUAGUACAUCUUAAUACCUUUAUGUUCAUCUUUCUUGUUAUCCUGAGGAAUCCUAAAUUUUAGGGUAAAGGAUGGAUGGCCUUAAAAGAAAUUGGCAGUUCCUUGCCACCCUUCAGGGUUCAUUAGCAAAAUGCUCAUAAUGAACUUCAGGUGCAAAUGCAUACAAGGACCUCUAUUAUUGGUUACAAAAUUAACAAUGAGUGCAUUCAUGAGCCCCAAUAACCAGAAAUAAAACCAUCCUUCUUGUUUUCUUCAUUUAGUUCUUUAUUACAUUACAUUUUAAUCUAUAUAUAUGUUGGUAAAAUUCAAUCCAUCUCUGGUAGAUUUAUUCGGUUAAAAGGAGUGUAUUCAUUGGAGUUUGGCAUUCUGCUCUUGAGUUAUCAUUCUGAGAUCCUCUUCUGGGUAUCAUUGCAGGCGUCUUGGAUAGCCAAGGAAUUUAUUGGAAGCUUUAAGUAUCUCAUUUGAUGUAUAUUUUGCUGAAGUGGUAAUCGGAACUGCUUUUCUGGAUUAUAUGGAUCUUUUAAACUCGGAUUAGAGCUAGUUCCUAAAACUGUUCUGUAUAACUUGCAAGCAAACUUGCUCAAUUCAAACAGGUUCUUGUUUUAUAUGGGAAAAAAGGUCCUCCUGAAUGGGAAAUUUUCAAUUUGAAGUUGAAUGUUGAUAAUUACUUUGUGCUUUUUUUUGUGGUAUAAUUGGUUUUGGGUUCGAACUGAAGACCUUCCUGGUGAUAAUUUGGUACAGGUACUGUGGUGUCAUACAUGUGUCUUGAUCUUAGAUGGGGUCAUAUUUUAUAUGUUAUCAGCUACCAAUAAAAAAAUCUCUGUAUAAAUGGAAAGCAAGGCGAGGUUUAAGUGUAGAAGCUUCUUUCUUUCUCUGUAUCUUCUCCUUGUGCUACCAAGUCAACUAGUAGUAGUAGUAGUAGCAGCAGCUCAUUCUAAGCUCUCAACAAAUGGCUGAAAUGAAAGCUGAUGCUCCUCAACACCACCUUCUUUUAGCAGCCGAAGCUGACAUUUCUGAGCAAACACUCUAUAAGGCCGGGCAUAUCGUUUCCCUUGAUAUCUUCCGGCACCUAGCCAUGGCGGUCUCUUUCUCUCUCUCUCAAAAGUCUACUAGUUUGAACUUUUGUGAUUGUGCUAAGCCAUGUACAAUGUCUCUUUCUCUUCUUUCCAUGUGUGUAUCAAUUCUUUGGAGGUGUUGAUAGUCUUCUGCAGCAUUCUGCAAAUGGGUCCAUAGCUCAGUGGUAGAGCAUUUGACUGCAGAUCAAGAGGUCACCAGUUCGAACCUGUUCAUGACUCUGGUUGAUGAUGCUGGAUGAGAAUGGCCAAUGAUUGGACAUGCACCGUGGAAUGGUUGCAAUCUGGCUGAUUAUGUUAAUGGCCUUCUUUCUGUUAGCACUUGUGAUGGCCUGAUUGCCUUUCCUCUUGCUCUUAAGGACGUUUUUCUCAUGGUCCUGACAAGCUGACUUAUGUUGUUGAUCAUGAAGCAAAUAAGGUGGUGUGGCGUUCUCCAGGUAAUGUUGAUUUUUAUGUUGCUUAUAUGGUCGCUUUAUUUAGUUUGGAAGGAAAAUGUAUUUACGUAGUAAUUUUCCAUAUUCUUUCUUGAGAAUUGCUUUUGCUUACCUAAUAAUGGCACUGGUGAAAUUCCUUACAAAACACACAAAAUCUAGGAACCCGUCUCCUGGCCGGUUUUCUAUGUUCAAGCUAUAUUGUUGGCACUGGCUAGUGGGAGCAUGUAUGCUUGUGGUUUACUUGUGUUUGAUCUAUGGGACUUGCAUCCCUGAUAAGCCCCUGGUCCCUUAAGUCUCACAAUGCUAUCUGAGAAAAUGCUGAUUCCCAUAAGUAAACAGCUGAACACUUUUAGCUAUGUCUGUGUAACAUCUGGAGCUGCUUUUAUUGGCUCAGCCAUCUAUGAUCUGGUGUACUGCUGUUGCAAAACCAUAAUUACCUUGGAUUUCUGACAUUUGAUGAAGAUUUAAGAGUUGCAAGCGAAGUAGUUCAACUAUAAAGUUAGCUUUCUACGAGGGUAGGGAUUCACAACUGCUUGUGAAUAUCAGAUUAUUCCACAUUCUGCAAAUGGGUCCAUAGCUCAGUGGUAGAGCAUUUGACUGCAGAUCAAGAGGUCACCGGUUCGAACCCGGUUGGGCCCUUUUUUUUUUAAUUUUUAAUUUUAUUCUUAAAUUUAAAUGCUCCGUUUUCCCUUGUGCAAAAAUUUAGUGUGGGUCGUAUUGAUGAUUGGCCAAUGAUUGGACAUGCACCGUGGAAUGGUUGCAAUCUGGCUGAUUAUGUUAAUGGCCUUCUUUCUGUUAGUACUUGUGAUGGCCUGAUUGCCAUUCCCCUUGCUCUUAAGGUCUCUUCACCUUUUUAUUUCGUUUCAUUUUGAUAGGAAGACAUUCUAAAAGAUUUGCAGCUAUAAAAUUCGUAUUUUUUUCCUUCAAAAUUACUUUUUAUUUUCUGUAGGGAAUAAUAAGCUGGGGUCAAGCUUUCAAAAAAGUGAUUUUCAGAACUCUAAAAUUCCUCCGGUUGAUUAUGAUUUGCACUUACUUGGCCUAUGUUUGUCCUUUGAUGUUACUAUUACGUAGAAGUAAAAUAAUUAUUAGAAUGGAUCUCGUAGUGUCAUUUUCCAUCUCAAAAUGCCACGAGAAAUUUGAUUUCUUAUGCACAUUGUUGUUGUCAACCUGAGAAAAAUUAUCAUAAUGGAGUACUUUUAUAUUCGGAGCUUGAUUGUAAUGGAUAUUUAACAAAGAAAGAAGGAAACAAAUAAAGAAAACAACUUGUCUACACUCCCUUUCUUUGACAGUGAUUUGAUUUCAUUGUGUUAUGUAGGACGUUUUUCUCAUGGUCCUGACAAGCUGACUUAUGUUGUUGAUCAUGAAGCAAAUAAGGUGGUGUGGUGUUCUCCAGAACACACAAACCUAGGAACCUGUCUCCUGGCCGGUUUUCUAUGUUCAAGCUAUAUUGUUGGCACUGUUAAGUUUAUAUUUCCAUAUUUAAAAAUGAUUAUAUCACUGCCUAAUUUGUUCAUCAGUCUUCAGUGGUCCUGUUUCUAAAUUUUCAGGCUGGUGGGAGCAUGUGUACUUGUGGUUUACUUGUGUUUGAUCUAUGGGACUUGCGUCCCUGAUAAGCCCCUGGUCCCUUUAGUCUCACAAUGCUAUCUGAGAAAAUGCUGAUUCCCAUAAGUAAACAGCUGAACACUUUUAGCUAUGUCUGUGUAACAUCUGGAGCUGCUUUUAUUGGCUCAGCCAUCUAUGAUCUGGUGUACUGCUGUUGCAAAACCAUAAUUACCUUGGAUUUCUGACAUUUGAUGAGGAUUUAAGAGUUGCAAGCGAAGUAGUUCAACUAUAAAGUUAGCUUUCUACGAGGGUAGGGAUUCACAACUGCUUGUGAAUAUCAGAUUAUUCCACAUUCUGCAAAUGGGUCCAUAGCUCAGUGGUAGAGCAUUUGACUGCAGAUCAAGAGGUCACCGGUUCGAACCCGGACGUUUUUCUUAUGGUCCUGACAAGCUGACUUAUGUUGUUGAUCAUGAAGCAAAUAAGGUGGUGUGGCGUUCUCCAGAACACACAAACCUAGGAACCUGUCUCCUGGCCGGUUUUCUAUGUUCAAGCUAUAUUGUUGGCUGGUGGGAGCAUGUGUACUUGUGGUUUACUUGUGUUUGAUCUAUGGGACUUGCGUCCCUGAUAAGCCCCUGGUCCCUUUAGUCUCACAAUGCUAUCUGAGAAAAUGCUGAUUCCCAUAAGUAAACAGCUGAACACUUUUAGCUAUGUCUGUGUAACAUCUGGAGCUGCUUUUAUUGGCUCAGCCAUCUAUGAUCUGGUGUACUGCUGUUGCAAAACCAUAAUUACCUUGGAUUUCUGACAUUUGAUGAGGAUUUAAGAGUUGCAAGCGAAGUAGUUCAACUAUAAAGUUAGCUUUCUAUGAGGGUAGGGAUUCACAAAUGCUUGUGAAUAUCAGAUUAUUCUACAUAACAGUAGAUUGUAUCAUUGUAGAAUGUCUGUAUUUGACCAAAUGACUAGUCUAUCCAAGCCCAUUGAUUCAGUGUUCUUGUUGUGGAAUUGCACAAAACUAUCUGCGAACCCCAUGUAGUGAUGCAGUUCAUAAGUUUGAUUAGCAAGUCUGCACAAGAAUAUAUAUUGAUUGAACCAUUUUUUGUGUA
Messenger RNA from Manihot esculenta (cassava), 6095 nucleotides. RefSeq names its product probable U6 snRNA-associated Sm-like protein LSm4. Bases 222 to 674 code for a protein of 150 amino acids. Gene Ontology annotation, cellular component: spliceosomal tri-snRNP complex; P-body; U6 snRNP. Gene Ontology annotation, biological process: spliceosomal snRNP assembly; P-body assembly; mRNA splicing, via spliceosome. The transcript has 17 exons. Gene Ontology annotation, molecular function: U6 snRNA binding. The record is from RefSeq and is a predicted model, not a curated record. NCBI's taxonomy places the organism in Eukaryota, Viridiplantae, Streptophyta, Magnoliopsida, Malpighiales, Euphorbiaceae.